Messenger RNA from Oryctolagus cuniculus (rabbit), 5057 nucleotides. It is a transcript of the gene TRMT61A, whose product is annotated as tRNA methyltransferase 61A. Gene Ontology annotation, biological process: tRNA methylation. Gene Ontology annotation, cellular component: nucleus; tRNA (m1A) methyltransferase complex. Gene Ontology annotation, molecular function: tRNA (adenine(58)-N1)-methyltransferase activity. The record is from RefSeq and is a predicted model, not a curated record. NCBI's taxonomy places the organism in Eukaryota, Metazoa, Chordata, Mammalia, Lagomorpha, Leporidae.
GGGGUGGGGGCCGCGGACGGGGCUGGAGGCGGCGUCCCGGGCGCCCCAAGGCUGGCAGAGCUCGGGCCUGGCUCUGCCGCGGCCUGGACAUCCCACUACCGGACUGCAGUAGCCUGAGGCCUGGGUCGCUUCCAGCCGGGGCGGGCGGGCUUCUCCCCGGUUCUGCCCCGCCCAGGCCUCACCCGGCCGGGGGCCGAAGCCGUCCCAUCCCGUCCUCCGACAUCCGCCAGGGGCCCAGCAGGGCCGCCCCCGGCGGCGCACGGUGCAGGGACCCAGUGUCCCCCGCGAUGGGGGGCGGGCAGCGGCCGCCCACCGGCCCUAACUCGCGCAUGAGGGAAAUCGGGGCGGGCCCAUCCCAGCUGGGAACGGGGGGCUUUUAUUUUUGUCCUGGCUGGGGGCCCCUCCACCACGAGCGGCACCCACAGACCCGUCGGCCCCCCGCGUCCUCUGGGAGCCACGCCAAGGGCGGCCCGGCCGCUCCCAGGAGCCCGCGCGGGGGGGCGGGGCAUCGUGACGUCAUCCCCGCGCGUCCGGAGCCGGAAGCGCCGGAGCUGCCGCCGAGGUCGCGCGGCCACGUGUGGAGGCGCGGGGAGCAGGAGCGUCCCGGGUCUCUGGCACGUGCCCGACAGUAACACCAUGAGCUUCGUGGCUUAUGAGGAGCUGAUCAAGGAGGGUGACACGGCCAUCCUGUCCCUGGGCCACGGCGCCAUGGUGGCCGUGCGUGUACAGCGAGGGGCUCAGACCCAGACCCGGCACGGCGUCCUGCGGCACUCGGUCGACCUCAUCGGCCGCCCCUUCGGCUCCAAGGUGACCUGCGGCCGGGGGGGCUGGGUGUACGUGCUGCACCCCACGCCCGAGCUGUGGACGCUGAACCUGCCGCACCGCACACAGAUCCUGUACUCCACGGACAUCGCCCUGCUCACCAUGAUGCUGGAGCUGCGGCCCGGCUCCGUGGUCUGCGAGUCCGGCACUGGCAGCGGUUCUGUGUCCCACGCCAUCAUCCGCACCGUGGCGCCCACCGGCCACCUGCACACCGUAGAGUUCCACCAGCAGCGAGCGGAGAAGGCCCGCCAGGAGUUCCAGGAGCACCGCGUGGGCCGCUGGGUGACUGUGCACACCCAGGACGUGUGCCGCAGCGGCUUCGGUGUGAGCCAUGUGGCGGAUGCCGUCUUCCUGGACAUCCCGUCGCCCUGGGAGGCCGUGGGCCACGCCUGGGACGCCCUCAAGGUCGAAGGUGGGCGCUUCUGCUCCUUCUCGCCGUGCAUCGAGCAGGUGCAGCGCACGUGCCAGGCCCUGGCAGCCCGCGGCUUCACGGAGCUGAGCACCCUGGAGGUGCUACCGCAGCUCUACAACGUGCGCACAGUCAGCCUGCCCCUGCCGGACCUGGGGGCCAGCAUCGGGCCCCCCGCCGGCUCUGACGCCAGCCCCUUCCGCAGCGGCACGCCCAUGAAGGAGGCCGUGGGCCACACCGGCUACCUGACCUUUGCCACCAAGACCCCAGGCUAGUGGGCUGUGAUGGGAGCCCCCAGGAGCUGGGAGCACCACAGGCCUGGCUAGGAGGCCAGCGUCUUCCUUGUAUGGUCAGCAGAGCCUGUCUGGCCUGUUUUGGAAACAGAUGGCAGGGCGGGGCUUAUGGCCUCCUGGGUGGCCAAAGGGGGAGGGUACGGAGGGGUGGCCUUGCUGGAGGCCUAUGGGACUUUCUGGUUCUUAACAGGGGAGACCUCUGCCCACGUCACUGUCCAGCUCAGGCCCUGUCCCUACUGCUGUGUUGCCAACAUGAAGUCUGUCACAGGCUCUCCCGGUAUUGAAGCCAGGGGCUCUAGGUUGAGGGUGACGGGUCUGACCCAAGCGGCAGCGGGCAGAGGAGGCAGAGGAGGCCUCGGCCUGGCCCUGAGGCUGGUGCUGGCCUCCAGGUCUUGGCCGUGUUCACCCUGUGCCUGUUGCAGGGCCGUGGCUGCUGGCUGUCCUUGAGCUUAGCCAAAAGCUGAGGGUGGAGCUGACCCCAAGACCCAUGCCCUAGCUCCUCUACCCUCGCGCAGUGCUGAGGAGGACCAGGGGAGGUGACUCUGCCAUGUGUGUCCCCUAUGGGUGCCAGUUCGAGUCCCAGCUGUCCCACUUCUGAUCCCAAGGGCAGGGCAGCCGCUUCCCACCAACUCUGGGGACCUGCCUCCUGCUGCCCUGGCCCAGCCAUGGCUCCCACCCAGAGGACAGCGUUGCCUAGGGUGCCCUGGUGGGCUCUCUGUUGAAGCCAGGGUUCACAAUCCUAGACUUCCUCAGGUACCCCUGCCUCUCAUGAGACCCUGGGGGUCAUGGGGAGCCCCUGUAAGGGACAGUGGUGUGAAGUGGGGCAGAGGACCGUAGAGGAUGGGCGCCCAGGGCCUGGUGUGCUGCCAGUGUGGCCACCCUGUCGCUAAUGCGUGAAGGCCCAGGUGCCAGCCUCAGCUUCCCCAGCGUCUGGAUGCCAGCCCAGGGCACUGUGCUGCUAAGAGGCCAACCCUCGUGUGCCCGACAGGGCGCUGAACGUGCCGCCCUUACGUGUGCCCUGGCUCCUGCUUUUCCCUUCCCCAUCCCAGGGUAGGCACCACGGAGGCUUUCAACUCCAGGACAAUGGCCUGACUCAGUGGACAAGGGGGCGAGUAUGUGGCCACCCCCAUCCGACUGCAGAAAGGGCCCCUUGUCCCAGAGGUUGGGAGGAGUGUGUGUGUCCCUGUGUGUGUCAGCACCAGGCCCUCCCUCUAGAGCCCUUGGCCUUACACCUCACUGUGUACACACCCCCUCCUAAACCCUGGAGGGUCCGCCCUCUUGAUUCCUGGGGAGUCCCUGGAGCUGCAAGGCCUGUCCACCCAGCUUCCUGGGGGACAGCUGCUGUUGGAGCCCCGCCCCACCUCAGGUAGCCCUCCAGCUCAUCCCCCAAACAUGAGCUAGGCUGGCCGGGGCAGCAGCAGCUCCUGUGCUCCUCGAGGCCCUGUUGAUGUGCCUUGCUCAGCACUGCUUUCCCAGCCUGGCCCACCCUCCAGCAGGGGUGUCCCACACAGGUCACCUCCCGGUGCUGCUGCAGCUUGGGAGCCCCCCGCCCCGCCCCCAAACGCAGCAGAGGAACUGAAGUCACGCGGUACCCAGUUCUGCAGACGGGCCCUGACUCCCAGAGGAGCAGGCUGGGCUUGCAGUGAGCCAGCGGUCAGCAGGUCCCUGCUCACCUCUGAGUCAGUAGCACGGGGUUCCUCGCACGGCAGGGAUCCAUGGGAACCUGCCCAGCCCUCACCCAGCCCUCACCUCGGCCUCCCCAGGCUGGCUGAAGCACAUCUCCCUGCGGGCCUGGGCCCCACCGCCUCGCUCCCCUGCUCUGGUCCAGACCAGGACCCACCCUGGAAGGCUGGGCCAGGCUGGGCCUCAGGGCAGGGUCUUUGCACCGGGGCGGGGGGGUGAGGGACACUGGGAUCCAGGGGCUUGGCCUCUGUCCAGUGGGAUGACGGGGAUGCUGUAGACUGCCCAUGUCCCUUGUGUCUCUUUCAGGGCCACGCUGUCAUCUCCCAGUCUUUGGCCUGCAUGCUGGAGGUCAGGGCCUCCCCUGCCCCACCAGGGCCCACUGUGCAGCUGGGGGAGCUGCCUGUCUGCCUUUAACACUGCAUCAAGUGCCCUUGUUUCCCUGUGUGACCCCCACCCCCUGUGGCUACAGAGCCAAAGGGCAGUCAUGGAGGACUCCUCAGGAGAGGGGCACCUGGGGGGCAGGUGUUCAGGCAGCCACUGCCAGUCCCCGGGCUGGAGCAGCUGCCCCUUGCAAGGGUCUGAGCGUGGUGCCCAGCAGGCCUGGUGCCCCACUCUGCCUGUGGAACCUGAGGUGCUCCUGCCCCUGCCAGGGAGGGCCUUUCUCCAAGUCUUGGCUCCUGAUGCCUCUUGGGCAGUUGGAUGAUUUAUCAGGAUAAUGUGGAGGGGAGAUCAGAAAAUCCAGGCUAUCAUCUAGAGGUGUGAUAGGCAGGAAGCUGCCUGGGCUGGGUGUGGCCAGGUGGCUCUCACUUGACCUCCGUGGGUUGCAAGGUGGGCACCAUCCACGUGCUGACGGCCACCUCCGCCGAGCAUGGGCAUGGUCUGCCACGAGCCGUGGUGCUCCCUGGUCAAGGCCCUGUGGCUGGAGCAGGGGCCGUGCGCUGGGAAAGGGAGCUGCCCUCUGCAUGCUCCUGGUUGCUUCCUGAGACGGAGAGCGGCAGAGAUGUUCCCGUGGGCUCCCUGCGCCCAGACCUGUGUGCUGUGCCAGGGGCCCGCACGGCCCAGCCCAGGCGGGACGAGGGCGUUUCAAAGUCAGGCUGCUUCCGAGGCAGCAGCGUUGGCGGAGGGAAUAGCUCGGCUCCCACCAGGCUGAGAAUAGCUCCGAAUUGGGUCACGCUCACCCGCAGCUCCGGUCACAGCCUGCAGCCUUGGUCAAUAAUCAGCUUUCUCCCCGACAUCUGUCCCUUCAGAGGGGGCAGGUGGUGCGGGCACAUUGUUAGAAGAAGCAAAGCAGAGGGCAUGGAGUGAGGGGAAUCUAUUUUGGAAGGAGAGGCCCCCUCCCCCACCCUGUCCCCCUCCACUCUGCUGUUAGCCCCCAACUCCCUCCAUGCCCAUGCCCACAGGUGCUGCGCCAGGUGAGGAUGCUGGGUUGGGUCAGCUGAGAGGGUAGCCGCACCCUUGCCAUCUUGGGACAGUGGGGAGGGGCUACCCUACUCCGAGGAUUCUGGGAGGAUUCUGGGACUCGUUCCUCCAGCCCUGGGGCUCCCACUGCCAGACCCUUACACCCCACAUCCCCUAGCCACGUUUCUCCAAGGCCCCUGGCUGUGCAUGCCGCCCCUCCCACCCCCCCGCUGGCCACCAUUUCAGUUCAAGGAAUGACAACUUCCUUAGGGACGCUGCAGUGUUGUGCAAGGAUGGGGGCUGGGAUUUGCCUGAGAAUAAUCCCAGGCGGGGGAGCGGGGUACGGGAUUCUUUGUGCAAUCUCUGGUAUUGCAUUUCUGUGACAUUUUUCAUAAUCAAAAAAAAUUUUUUAAGGGAAGAUGUUGGAUCUUGGCCUGCUCUUCCUGCUUUAA